Messenger RNA from Leguminivora glycinivorella, 1025 nucleotides. RefSeq lists its product as uncharacterized. NCBI's taxonomy places the organism in Eukaryota, Metazoa, Arthropoda, Insecta, Lepidoptera, Tortricidae. The coding region runs from base 162 to 821 and encodes 219 amino acids. The record is from RefSeq and is a predicted model, not a curated record. The transcript has 3 exons.
UAAAGUCAAGAACAUGUGACUCUGUGUAUUGUAGAUAAUUUUAAACUUGGCACUCAUUCAGUGUCACCAUGGAAUGUUUACACAUGUCAAAUAUACUCAGUGCGCCAAGAGCGUUGAUGAUAUAACAGACCUGAGAAAGGUGUUCAACAAGGAAUUUCAAGAUGGCUAUAACGGAUGCCCCUGUGAUUAAGAGUUCUAUAGUGAAAGAGGUCCCGGCAGGGGGCACGGCUGUGCUGACAUGCAACAGUAAUGAUUUCAACCACAAUUUUAUGUUUUGGCUGUUUGGCAAAGACAAGGUGAUUGGCCCUGACAAUCAUUAUGACGAAAGAAAGUACAAAUAUGAAGUGCUGUCAGGAAAGCUUCACAUUGAUAAUGUUACACCAGCCGAAUCUGGGUACUACAAAUGCAUCUCAAAAAAGCUUGACGGCACAGGGAUUGCGGUCGGGCAGGUUGAGAUGAUAGUCUCCGGUUCCACAUUCAACACCAUAGACGCUGUGAAGCUGGUGGCUAUCGUCGUGUCCAUCAUCGUGUUGAUCAGCUGUGCCGUGUUGUACUGGAGACUGAGGAAGGACUGGAACAAAUAUGAUGGCCAUGCUAUUGUGCCAGUUGAUGACAUGGAAGAAGAUGAUGGCGAUGAAGUAUAUAACCCCACCACAGUGACUUCUAAAAGCCAACCAGUGGCCGGGCCGAGUCGGGCACCGAGUAGGAACCCAUCAUCGGAGCAUCUCCUCUAUGGCAUAGACAAUCAGGGCUUGGAUACAGACUUCAACUCUGUCUUUGAGAAUAUUCAAAUAAAAUCACCACAUGCCAGUUUAAUAUAAUUUACUCAACUAAACUAUAAUUUUGUAUUUCUUAACAAUUACAAAAUAACAGUAAGUUGGCAUGACAUUCUUAUUGCUGUUUACUAAUGUAGAUUGUUGAUCAUUUCUGUUUCAUGUUGAUUGGCAAACGUUAAUACUAUUAAUUUAUUACUGUAAAUUGUGAUAGUUAGGUAAGAAUAAUUAAAUUAUAUCAGCAACUUGUAA